GGGAUUAUCUUGCAUUUGCUAGUAUACGAUCACGAUGUGCCGAAUACUAUGUUGUUGCUUCUGCCGCAAGAAGAAGAAGCCGCGAGAUGUAAAAAAGGGUAAAAAGGGAAAGAAAGAUGGAGGCCUUGUUGUUUUAAAGCAGAAGCAGACUAAGUCUAAGAAGAAGCGUCACGAUGAACCUGUAGAUAUAAAAGUAGACUCAUGUUGCUGCUUUUGGGAAGGUGGUGGUGGUGGAGACGGCGGAGGUGGAGACGGUGGAGGUGGAGGCUGUGGUGGUGGCGGUGGUGGAUGUGGAGGAGGUGGCGGAGGCGGCUAAUAUAUGAGGUUUCUGCCGUUCUAAAUAUAAUUCAUGACGAUCAUUUCUUGUGUCAUAAAUUUAUUUCUUUGAAUUUUUUAAAGAUUUUUGCCAUUGUUUCACAGCGGCCAAAUUAUGUAUUUCUUUAUUUAUAUAUACAAUGUAAAUAAAUAAAAACACAAAUAAAUAUAUAA
Capsella rubella is the source of this 489-nucleotide messenger RNA. Its product is annotated as loricrin. Lineage: Eukaryota; Viridiplantae; Streptophyta; Magnoliopsida; Brassicales; Brassicaceae. Bases 35 to 316 code for a protein of 93 amino acids. The record is from RefSeq and is a predicted model, not a curated record. The transcript has a single exon.